AUGCUGGAAGGGCUCGCUGCUGUGACGGCCCACGGUGGUCCGCUGAGCGACUUUGUUGCGCUGUCCAAUCACGAAAAAAUGCUUCUCGUGCCGGUCGCCCAGGACGACCCCUUGACCUUGCUGCGAGACUCGCCUUACCGUGGCAUUGCCGACUGGGUGAUAGAGCAAGACCUGCGAUUUGCCGAGGCGAGUUACUCGGGCUACCUGACCUUGGAUAGGUUGCUGUCACAUGUCUUGGUGACCAAUCCUAAGAGUCCACCGGCCAAGAACCUCCCAGACCGCCCGAGUGUAUUGGACCAGGGGGAGAACUUCCCAGACAGCCCGAGUGUAUUGGACCAGAGGGCGGAGCCCUCCUCCGCGACUGAUCCUGGUACAUCGGCGCCUGAGACUACAGCAGCAAAGAGGGAGAGCUCUGUGAAGCGGGAGGGUUUGCAUCAGAGCGUGGCUCCUGGGCUGCCUCGUGGUGUGAAGUUGGAGCAGCCGGGUGAGAAGCUGGCUCCUGUACCGGUGCCUCCUUUGCCUGAUCCUGGUGCGUCGAUGCGUGAGACUACACCAGCCGUGAGGCCGGCUGGUGUGAAGCGUGAGGCUCCGGAUCAGAACGUAGCUCCUGUGCUGGUUUACGAUGACGACGAUGGCGACGACAAGCCCAAACCCGGUGUGAAGCUGAACAGAAAGGAAAGAAGAGCAAAGAAUGCGCUGCUUGCUGAGGGCAAGAGACGAGCAGCACGUUUCGGCAUCAGCUACCACAAUGGAUUUGGCCCGUGCCACAAAUUCGUUGUCCCUGAGAACCAUUGGCAAGAGUUUCUAGAGGCGCUUGCCACCGACAAUCCCAUCAUCGACGGCUGCGUGCCCUGCCAGAAACUUCUGUCCAAGGUGUUCAAGCUGCAGCAGGAUGCCAUCGCCCAGGUGGAGCAGGCAGCAGCAUCAUCCGAGGUGCCGCAUGAUGAGGAGCCGCCUGAUGCUUUGGCCGUGGUGGAGCCCGCAGUGCGAUUGUCUGCCACUGAGCAGGCAUUUCAGGAUCGACUGCAGCAGCUGAAGCUUGAAGAGGGGCUGGUCGGUGCUAAGAAAGGCCGUCGACCGAAAGGCCAGCCGCGGGCACUUCACGAGAGCUUGUUCGAGUGGCUACGCACCAGACGUCCAGAUCAGUACGUGAACAAGAAAACAGAUAAGCUACAUCUGUUGUGCCGCACCUGCGGCGAGACCUUCGCCGCUGUCAGAGACACUACCAUCCUGUUUGUGUUACAGCAUGAGAGUCGACAAACUCAUGUGGACGCAGCCCAGGAAGGGCGGCUGAGGCCCUGCCGCGGGGUGGAAAUCACUUCCGGGGCUCCUUUGUGUCGUGCAUCUGAGAUCAAAGAUGCCUUCAUCAUCUGGGCUACCUUUGACUGCCCUUGGUUCCACACGAACUUCAAGUGCCAGGCUUCGCUGCAGGACGACGGCAGGCUCAUGAUACAGUCGAGCAAGUGCUUCGAGGAUGAGAGGCUCAGGAUGUGCAGCCCAGCUCGGCCUUACUGCAAGUCCUGCCUAGGCCUCUGCUCGACAGAGGAGUUCUGCUUGAAAGUCAGCACAUGGUGCUUCAGGAUAGUGCUCUGCAAGAUGGCUCAGGCAACAUUCCUGAACAACCAGUCGCUCCGCACGGAAGCGCUCAAUAUGCUGGACAGCUGCCAGAAGUACUGCCCCCUGGAUGCCGCCUUCCUCGAGGAGCAAAGCUAUACGUGGCUCUACGACAAGCUGCAGGACAUGCUCGCCUCCAUCCCCACGGUCUUGCAGAAUGCGGCCUGCAAGAAGUUCAUCGCCACCCAGUUUGCCUGGCUUCCCCGAAAGCUAGAAGCUGACAAGCCUACGGACGGGAACAAGCAGAAGCUGCUGAGUCAUGUGGAUCUUCUGUUACAAGCCAGAAAGGCAGCAUCCAGCUUGGAUCAAAGCCUGUGCCAGCAGAUCCUCUCCGGUGCCUUGGAUGGCAACGACCUCGCCAGGACCAUGAUCACCGGCAUCCUCAACAAGGCUCAAAGGCUCCGCAGCGGCUACAAGAGGGUGCAUGCCUCUGAGUUGCCAGGGGCAGAUGAAACACGUGUGGCUGAGCUGGGUAGUGCUCUCAGCAGCUGCACUGGCCAGGAAUCCUUGCUUCGACUGUUUGGUUUCGCAGCACCCAAAAAGCCAGCUGUGAGUAUCUGGCGAGACGACCUGCCCAUGUUCUUCGCCCCCAACCGUGAGGAGCUGCGCCGCAAUGCCGAGAUUGUGCUGGCAAAGUGGGACACCCAGCAUCGGGACUUCAUGGUCACCUUCGACGAUACGUGCUAUUGGCCCCAGUGGAGUCUGCAGAUGUUUCCAGAGGGCAUGGUUUACAUUGGAGGAGCCGGGGAGAAAAGCAAGCUGAGCUGCGAGCAGCACUCGCCUGGAGUGCUCCGGAAGGAGGACUUGAGUCAAACAUGUGUCAGCUACUUGUUGAAACGAGCUUCAACGAGGAAGCAACCAUACGACAUAUGUAUGAUUCCUAAGAGACUGAAGGAUGUGACGUGCAAGAGUGUCAUGAUGCAGACCGGCAUCGUCCUUCGGGCAGUCACUGAGGCGGCAAAUCUGCCGCCGAUCGCCAUCGCUUUCGACAAUCACAGCAGCCACGGCUCCAUGAACUCGUGGUUCCUCGGCCUCCAGCAUGUGGACGAGUACAGAGACCUGCCUUGGUUCUCGCAGUGCAAGAUACUCCAGCGGGCGAAGCACUUGCCGCUGUACCGCUUCCAGACGAUGUCCCUGAUGGGGCACCCGGUGUUCGCGCACAACGAUGCGCCGCACACGCAAAAGUGCCUGUGCCGGGGCUUGAGAGUGGCUUCGCGAACUCUGAGGGUGCAGCAUCUGGCAGUGCAUCCACAGAUCAUGCUCAAUCGCGGACUUCCAGUAGCAGCAUGGCGGGGCACGGACUCGCAAUCCGAUGCCCAGGCAGCAUGGAUGCUGAACCCGGUUUGCAUCGACUCAGCGGAAUGGGACUGUCACGGCCUCGUGCUGUUCCAGUAUCUGACUGGGUUGUUGUGCGGCAGCUGGAUGGCGAGCCAUCUGUAUGAAGACCCCACCGCUCUCUUCGAGGCAGCACUUGUCGGAUACUACAUGGUAUUGUUCGAGUUGUUUGAUUCGAACUGCAGUGAAAAGUGCUUCUUUCACAGCAUCACCGUGGGCAACGUCCUGGCCAUUGCUGGCCACCUCUGCGAGAGAGUUUUGCGAUGGCCACCAGGUCUUCCAUUCAGGCCAAGUGCCUCCAUGGAAGACAGCUGCGAGCACCACUUCUCGCGGACAAAGGCCGGAGUUUCGCAUUCUUUGCCCACGAUCCGGGCAGCGCUUCACUCCACGCAACGUCUCCAUCGCUCGCAGUCACUGAACAUGGCCCCCGCCAACCCCAAGAAGGUGCAGCAGUGGGGUGGCAUGGACGAGGAGACAGCCUACAAGUCUGCGACAAAGGCUUUUGAUGCAGUCUGCAUGCUCCGCUCCGUCUUGUCGAUCAACCGCACAGCCGCUGACGAGUCGGCGGCCUUGCGCAACUGGUGGCAGUGCGCUGGCCAACACAUCGUCCGCGAUCGGCUCAAGGCGACGAAUGAUGCAAAGCUCGAGGAGCUCGCCCAGGAGGAAGCUCAGUCGGAUGCAGAAGAUGUGCUCCUCGAUGCGGAGGACUUGCCUGAGAUGGACGAUCCGGGCCUUCACCUGGUGCAAACACUGAGCAGCUUGGAGAAGGAGCAGGAAGUACAGUGCAGCUUCGUCGCAGAUGCCGAGGCCGUGGACGCCGUGUCCGAGAAGCUCCCCCUCCCGCCGGCUGCUUCCUCAGUCGCUCCCGCCAGCUUCGUCGAGGAGAAUGUCGAGGAGAAGCCCGCGAGCAAGGUGAAGACGUUGUCCCAGAUGCUCCAGAGUGCAGGCUAUGACAAGUACAAGCCGAGCCCGCAUGACGACGAAACCGCAAUGCUGAGCCGCCUCACUAACCUCGUGCCAGCGAUGAUGGACUUCGUCACGCAGAUGCGUCUGGGCGAGGCUUUCCUUCGUCCUGGCCAGGUCACGCAACCCAAAAAGCCACUGAGCACCUGGAAUCGACUACAGAAGGAGCUGAGCGAAGCCCAGCGGUGCUACGGGCUCCAGGGUACUCGACAGGGCCGGGCAGCUAGCUGGUACGAUUUCGCCCGGCUCGUAGCAAACAGAGCCCAAGAAGCAGCUCGAGCCGUGGAGGGCUGCGCACCUGGAGUCAAGAUCAUGUCCGUGCCGGAGUUUUUCCGACCAUCCAAUGUCUUAAACGACCAGCUGCAGCGGCACUACCAGCUGCUGGUCGUGAAGCUCCAUGCCGUCGACAUGUGCCGCAUCGCCAUCGUGGCCAGAGUCUGGCGGGGGAGCCUGAGCAAGAAGGCCAAGAAGGUUCGGGCAGGCUGCAAGCCUCACGAGGAGGCUUUGGCAUCCACCGAGACACUGGCCAUGCAUGUGAUCCUCCCCGAGCCACUGGGACCCGACCAUCCGAACACGUUCAGGGCCAGCAGCUGCUCACAGACGGUUUCCCUCUGCCCUCACGAGGAGAAGCCUGACUUGCCUGUGGUUCUUUGCGAGAUCGUCGACGGCUGGUUCGCCUGCAAAGCUACCUCCACGGCCCUCCUCAUUGAGCUCAGCGAUGCAGCUGCUGCUGGCUGGAAGAGUCUGCGGGAGCCGGAGGCUUCAACUGUCCAGCAGGCCGACGGGGAGGGCUUCCACGAAGGAAGCUUUGCAAACAACGAUGCUGGCCACCUCAAGAUCAGGGGAUACAUGAAUUUGCUGAGAUCCAUGUACGGCCGAGUGACUGGCAGAUCCUUGUGCACCGCUGAUGGAAAGAUAAAGUCUGUUGAGGGCAUGCCGCCCUGGGAGUCCGUGGUGUCGCGAACUCCGAUCUACUUUCAGAUGGCUUUGAAGUCUGGCGCGAAGACGAAGCUGACGAACAGAGAGUUUUCCUGGAAGGUGGCAGCUCGCUUCAGGGCUGUGGCUCCCGUGACGGAGGCGAACUCGGAGUUCUUUCGCGAGUUUUUGCGCACUGUGCAUAAGACCGCAGCUGAGCUGCCACAGGGGUGA
Symbiodinium sp. CCMP2592 is the source of this 5061-nucleotide messenger RNA. Lineage: Eukaryota; Dinophyceae; Suessiales; Symbiodiniaceae. The record is from the annotation of a GenBank genome assembly.